Molecule: messenger RNA, 4877 nt
Organism: Numida meleagris (helmeted guineafowl)
Lineage: Eukaryota; Metazoa; Chordata; Aves; Galliformes; Numididae
Gene: VIL1
Product: villin 1
Exons: 19
Coding region: 2207-4804 (865 amino acids)
Biological process (GO): cytoskeleton organization; regulation of lamellipodium morphogenesis; actin filament severing
Cellular component (GO): lamellipodium; actin cytoskeleton; cytoplasm
Molecular function (GO): phosphatidylinositol-4,5-bisphosphate binding; actin filament binding
Source: RefSeq, a predicted model, not a curated record
CUCUGCCUAUGCCCCCCACCCUGCACCCUGCUCCUGCAGUGGGGUCCCACUCAGCACUUUAUUGGCCACAUCAGGCAGCACCCGUGGGUGAACCCCUGGGUGUGCGGGGUGGGGGGUGGGGGUGCUGGAGGUGGGGGCAUGGGGGCGGAGGGGCUGGGGACCAGUAAGUGCCUUGGUGUGAUUAAAGCUGUCCAACCCUCCUGGAAAAGAGGCUGUGCUGAGCUCUGUGUGUGCACGUGUGUAUGAAAUUGUGUUCUGUGUGUGUGCGUUGCACACACCUCUCUGCUGUAUGAAGAUGUGUGCAAGCCCCAUAUGCACAUGUCCCCAGUGCAGGGACCCCAGCUUGGGGUCUUAUUGGGUUUAGGGGGGACUGUGUGUUCUCCAAUACUCAUGAAGGUGCCAGAGUCCCCAGUGCUGGGGGGCCAUAAGAGGAGGCUGGGUGCUCCCCUAGCACAGCCACUGGUGUCCUCUUUGGCCACAUGCCUCUCCUCCUUAAUGAAGCCUCUGUCCUCCUCCCUGGUAGCUGCGCUAAUUGCUGAGUUCAUUAGCAGCCCCGCGUGGGGCCCGAGGAAGGGGCUCACUGCUGCUGUCCCCUGUGUCACACCAACGGGACACUGGCAGUGAGUGGGGGCUGCUCACCCAGGUAAGGGGGCACUGGUGUGGGGCUGUGCUGUGGGGUGGGAGGGUUUGGGGGCACAGAAGGCGUUGGGAGGCCCAUAUCCUUGGCCUUGGAGUGUCCCUUGUUGGUGGCUGAGCCAUCGCCAUCUCUUUGGUGAUCCCUGGGGCUGCAAGGGCACAGGGUGCCGUUGGUGGCACAGUGCUGGCUCAGCAGGGUGGGGACAAUCACGUUGUGACAAUGCUGUGAUAAGCAUGGGAUAGGUGACGCCUUGGUGCCAGCAUUCCACAGCCCUUCCUGCACCUCCAUGGCCACCCAAAGGCUAUUGGGCAGAAUUGGUGUGGAAAAGGGCAGGGAUGGGAGGGCUGGGGACAGCUUAGCCCCAGGUCACCAAUUGUUGCUGGAGGAGUGUUAGGUCAACCCCAUCCUGGCUGUGCUGGAGAGUCCCCAGUCCCCAAGGUGUCCCCUCUCUGGCCACGUCCUGCUCCAACCCAGGGACCUCUGGCCAUGUCCAACUCAUGGGAACCCCCAGGGCCAGGCUGGUGGCACUUUGGCACACAGCAAGGCCAUGGAGUGAAACAGAAAGUGCAUGGCUACAAGCAGGAUCCUCCCUGUGCCAGCAGUCCCAUGCUCAGGUAGGGCACAUGGGACAGUUGCUCCUUUCUAUGGGGUUGGAGCCACUGGGGGUGGCUACGACAUGGCCCCAUAGGUUUUGGCUGCUUUGGAUCCCCCAUGGUUGGGGUUGGGAGCAUCUCUGCAGCCUGCUCAGUCCCCAUCUCCCACGGGGACAUGGCCACUGGGACCUGCCCCAUCCCCUCCCCAUGCGUGGGUUGGGAUCACGGUGGCUCAAUGCCAUGGGAAGUGGGUGCCACCCAGGUGUCAUUACCCCGAGAGUAACGGGGCUCUGUGGGCUCCUUUGAGGGAUGUGGGGACCUUGACUCGAGGUUCUUCCUGCCCUUAUAUGGUGAACAUGGGCUGGGACAGCUGGGGACAAAGGUCUCCUCUCUGCUGGCACCCCAGCACUUCCCCUAGGUACGCGCACCUUGUGCUCAGCUCUGCGGGGAAGGUGAGGGGAUGGGGAUGGGGGGACAACAAGUCCCAGUGCCGGCGCUGCAGGUGGCACUGGGAUGGGGUGGGAGAAGAGACUUUCUGCUGGGGCACACAGGGGGCUCUGCCUGAUGGGGGCUUGGAGGUGGUGGGAAGCUUGGGAGGAGGACAGACCCCAGCAGUGCUGUGAGCACAGGAUAUGUGGUGUGGGGGUCCUGGAGGCUGCAUGUGUGCUCAGCCGUGGAUGCACAUACACACCCAUGUAGGACUGUGAUGCCCAUGCCAUGAGCAGGGACAAAGGGAGCAGGUCCAUUGAGCUGUCACCCAGGUGUGGCUCUGCAGAGGGAAUGGCUCACACAGCCUGGCCCUGUGCCCAGGCAGCAAGGCAGGAUAUGGGGACAUGUGGACAGCGGGACACCACGGGUACCUUGCUCCCAUGCACACCUGGCAUGGCCCAGGACCCCCCACUCCCCACCUGGAGGGGCAGCACACUGCUCGUGUGCCUGCAGCCCUCGUUUGCCCCUCGUGGCUCCAGGGGGGUUUAUGGACUGGCUGGCUGCAGGACAGAAGAUGGCUGCAGCCCAGCUUUUAAUGAGGCUGCCCGCCGUUAACCCUAACGAGGGUGCUGGUGACAGGUUCCCCCAGCCUGCAGCCAGCACCAUGGUGGAGCUCAGCAAAAAGGUCACCGGGAAGCUGGACAAGACCACGCCGGGCAUCCAGAUAUGGAGAAUCGAGAACAUGGAGAUGGUACCGGUGCCCACUAAAAGCUAUGGCAACUUCUACGAGGGGGAUUGCUACGUGCUGCUGUCGACACGCAAGACUGGGAGCGGCUUCAGCUACAACAUCCACUACUGGCUGGGCAAGGACUCAAGCCAGGACGAGCAGGGAGCGGCCGCCAUCUACACCACGCAGAUGGAUGAUUAUCUGGGCUCUGUGGCAGUGCAGCACCGUGAGGCCCAGGGCCACGAGAGUGAGACGUUCCGGGCAUACUUCAAGCAGGGACUCAUCUAUAAGCAGGGUGGGGUGGCCUCAGGCAUGAAGCACGUGGAGACCAACACCUACAACGUCCAGCGCCUGCUGCACGUGAAGGGCAAGAAGAAUGUGGUGGCUGCAGAGGUGGAGAUGAGCUGGAAAAGCUUCAACCUGGGUGAUGUCUUCCUGCUGGACCUUGGCCAGCUCAUCAUCCAGUGGAAUGGCCCUGAGAGCAAUCGUGCCGAGAGGCUGAGGGCGAUGACCCUGGCUAAGGACAUCCGGGACCGAGAGCGUGCGGGACGUGCAAAGGUUGGCGUGGUGGAUGGAGAAGACGAGGGGGCCUCACCUGGGCUGAUGCAGGCCCUGACACACGUACUGGGUGAGAAGAAGACCAUCAAGGCGGCCACCCCUGAUGACCACGUGCACCAGGCACUCAACAGUGCCCUCAAGCUCUACCACAUCUCUGAUGCCAGCGGGAACCUGGUCAUACAAGAGAUAGCAAUUCGCCCCUUGACUCAAGACAUGCUCCAGCAUGAGGACUGCUACAUCCUUGACCAAGCAGGUCUCAAGAUCUUUGUGUGGAAGGGCAAGAACGCCAACAAGGAGGAGAAGCAGCAGGCAAUGAGCAGGGCCCUGGGCUUCAUCAAAGCCAAGAACUACCCAGCCAGCACCAGCGUGGAGACAGAGAAUGAUGGGUCUGAGUCAGCCGUCUUCAGGCAGCUCUUCCAAAAAUGGACCGUUCCCAGCCAAACCAGUGGGCUGGGCAAGACCCAUACUGUAGGCAAAGUGGCCAAGGUAGAGCAGGUGAAGUUUGAUGCCACCACAAUGCACGUCAAGCCUGAGGUGGCUGCCCAGCAGAAGAUGGUGGAUGAUGGAUCAGGGGAGGCAGAGGUCUGGCGGGUGGAGAACGGGGAGCUGGUGCCCGUGGAGAAGCGGUGGUUGGGCCAUUUCUACGGCGGGGACUGCUACCUGGUGCUCUACACCUAUUACGUGGGGCCCAAGGUGAACCGCAUCAUCUACAUCUGGCAGGGCCGCCAUGCCAGCACUGACGAGCUGGCCGCCUCGGCCUACCAAGCCGUCAUCCUGGACCAGAAGUACAACAACGAGCCUGUGCAGGUGCGCGUCACCAUGGGCAAGGAGCCGGCCCACCUGAUGGCCAUCUUCAAGGGCAAGAUGGUGGUGUAUGAGAAUGGCUCCUCACGGGCAGGCAACACGGAGCCCGCGCCCUCCACUCGGCUCUUCCACGUGCAUGGCACCAACGAGUACAAUACCAAGGCCUUCGAGGUGCCCGUCCGUGCUGCAUCUCUCAACUCCAACGAUGUCUUUGUGCUCAAGACGCCCAGCUGCUGCUACCUCUGGUAUGGAAAGGGCUGCAGCGGGGAUGAGCGUGAGAUGGGCAAGAUGGUGGCUGACAUCAUCUCCAAGACGGAGAAGCCGGUGGUCGCUGAAGGGCAGGAGCCACCUGAGUUCUGGGUAGCCCUGGGUGGCAAGACCAGCUAUGCUAACAGCAAGAGGCUACAGGAGGAGAAUCCCUCUGUGCCCCCCCGGCUCUUUGAAUGUUCCAACAAGACAGGCAAGUUCUUGGCCACCGAGAUUGUCGACUUCACCCAGGAUGACCUGGAGGAGAACGACGUUUACCUGCUGGACACUUGGGACCAGGUUUUCUUCUGGAUCGGGAAAGGUGCUAAUGAGUCGGAGAAGGAGGCUGCGGCAGUGACGGCACAGGAGUACCUGCGGAGCCACCCUGGUGGGCGCGACCUCGACACCCCCAUCAUCGUGGUGAAGCAGGGCUACGAGCCCCCCACCUUCACUGGCUGGUUCAUGGCCUGGGACCCCCUCUGCUGGAGUGACAAGAAAUCCUACGAGGAGAUGAAAGCUGAGCUGGGGGAUGAUGCCAGCAUUGGGAACCUUGUGUCAGGGCUCACUUCCAAGAAUGAGGUCUUCACAGCCACCACUACACUCGUGCCCACCAAGCUGGAGACCUUCCCCCUGGAUGUGCUGGUGAACACCGCGGCCGAGGACCUGCCCCGGGGCGUGGAUCCCAGCAGGAAGGAGAACCACCUGUCUGAUGAGGACUUCAAGGCUGUUUUCGGUAUGACCCGCUCUGCCUUCGGCAACCUGCCCUUGUGGAAACAGCAGAACCUCAAGAAGGAGAAAGGACUCUUCUAGGAGGGCAGGCUCAGCCCACGGCCACCUCAAGCAAGCACAUUAUUUUUAUCGAAUAAAAUGGAAUUGAAGUGGG